Messenger RNA from Punica granatum (pomegranate), 2565 nucleotides. NCBI's taxonomy places the organism in Eukaryota, Viridiplantae, Streptophyta, Magnoliopsida, Myrtales, Lythraceae. The record is from RefSeq and is a predicted model, not a curated record.
CAUUCCAAGAAUGUCGCCUUCCCUCUUUGUUGCUGGGAGUGACCACCCCUCUGCUUUCGCCUAUUCCCGUCCAACCACUUUGUCUAAAGAGAUAGCCACCAUGCUCGCCCUUGUCAUGCCGCCCGGUUGCCACUAGACCUAGCGUUAAAACCCACCAACGCCAGACUGCAGUGGAUAAAUUCCUUCGAUAGUCAACAGCCUUGUCCUUCCCGAGCACCUGCCUUCCGAAAUGUGCUCGUGUUUUUCUUUGCGGAAGAAGAGAGUGACUGAGUUUCUAAUGGUGCCAUUACUGCGGCCAACAGUUGAAGAAAAUGGAUGCUAGCAAGGUUGCCGUACCGGCGAAGGAGGCACUUCGAAGCCCGGUGGAAGCCAUUCUAGUGACGACUAUGACGAUUACUCCAACCCCUUUAACUUCAAUAGCACCAAGAAUGCUCACAUAGGCUGAUUUAGGCAUUGAAGGGUUUCAGUUCACUUGUUACAUCCAAAGAGAAUUGAGCUCUCCGCUCCGCUCCAAUGGAAAGCAACAGCAGCAACCCAAUUGGCAUGGACGUCCAUUCCAACGGGCAACUCCCUAACAACUGCUUCUUCAACCCCAGCUGGGAGAAUUCGAUCUCGAUGGACCAGACCGAUCCCUUUGAAUCCGCCCUGAGCUCGAUCGUCUCGUCCCCUGUGGCCUCCACAAUGGGGCCUGGAGAAGGCGACCACGGCAUGAUCAAGGAGCUGAUCGGGCGGCUUGGAGUCAUAUGCAACUCGGGCGAGAUUUCCCCGCAGUCCUACUUCGAGCAUAGAUCGAGCAAUAACAGCACCAACACUUCUGCCUAUACAACUCCCCUGAAUUCGCCCCCGAAGCUCAGCCUGUCUAUGAUGGAUCAUCAGAUCAGGGGGAAUUUCUGGAUGCCGGGAACCCAGUUCCACCCUCAUUCUCAACAGAGCUUCGUGCCGUUUUCCACUGACCCAGGAUUUGCCGAGCGAGCUGCGAGGUCUUCAUGCUUCGGGGUCAGGAACUUUGCCGGUGGAUUGCAAUUGAAUGGGAGUCAACGUCAAGCUGUCACCGCCAAGAAGGAAAAAGUUCUUUCUCGGGAUGGGAAUUCCGGUUUCGGAGAUGCAGGGGAUUCCCGGGAGGGUUCCUCACUGUCAGAGCAGAUACCGGGAGUAGAAAUGAAUAAUAUGAGAGCACAGAAUGAUGCCAAUGCCAGGAAGAGGAAAUCAGCUCAAAGGGGAAAACCGAAGGAUUCGACUCUUCCUCCUAAGGAUUCCGAGGUUGCGGGUGAAAACAACCAGCCAAGCCCGAAGAAAAUCAAGUCCGGUGAGGCUGCUGAAAAUGGAAGCGGCAAGGAGUGCGAUGAGAAUGCUGAUAAAGUUUCCCAGGGGGAUAAGAAUCAGAAACUGGGUAAGGACAGCAAAUCGAAGCAGCCGGAGCCGCCAAAGGACUAUAUCCAUGUCAGAGCAAGAAGAGGCCAAGCCACGGACAGUCACAGCCUAGCUGAAAGAGUCAGGCGAGAGAAGAUUAGCCAAAGGAUGAAGGUCCUUCAGGACCUUGUUCCGGGUUGUAACAAGGUUACUGGAAAGGCAGUUAUGCUAGAUGAGAUCAUAAACUAUGUCCAAUCCUUGCAAUGCCAGGUCGAGUUCCUGUCAAUGAAGUUAGCAACCUUGAAUCCGAGGAUGGAUUUUAACGUGGAAGCUUUCCUGUCCAAGGAUAUAUUUCAGUCAAGGGGAUUGUUGGCGCAUUCAGAUUUCCCUUUGGACUCUUCCUCUGCACCUACAUUCCAUUAUGGUUUCCAGCCUUCCCAUGGCAUGAUAUCGGCCAUGUCCGAGCCUGAGGUUCAAUACCCAGAAAACCCAUUGAAUGCUGUGAUCCAUAGAAAUCGCAGCAACCAUUUGCCCCCAAUUGAUGGGUUCCCUGAGGCUUCGUCUCAGGUAAUCAAGAAAUCAUCGAGUGAACUCAUGUCGGCAAUGUGGGAGGAUGACCUGCAGAGUGUGGUCCAAAUGGGUAUUGCCCAGAACCAUCAGCCCUUGAGCUUCCAUGGCUCAGCGGAACCGAACCAUCCCCAAAUGAAAGUCAAGUCAUAGUGGGUCCAGGACUCAGCCCUAACCAACGUUGAUUCGAUGGGCAAGACCAACUACUACUAGUAAUUCUUCAAGGAGACCCCUUCACUUAAUUUUUUGUAUAUACAAAGGAGUUGGCGAUCUUUGAGAUUUCAGCAGAAAGAUCGCUUGGCUUAGGGAAAAGAUGACAUUUCUUCAUCUUUAUCCUUCCUCCUUUCCUUUUCUUAUAUUAUUAAUUUUCAAUUCUUGGAAAUUAUAGUCAAAUUUAUGGACCAAAUAGUUUCCUUUAACUUAUUCUUUAGACAAUCAAAAGUUAAUAUUCUUCCAUCAUGACUCCAUUCUGUAAAAGGACUCGUCUCGUGGUGUGAGAAAGCAUGAUUAGUUGUGUAAUGACCGACUAAUUUAGUGUUGUUCUCUGUAAGCAAUUGCUCUUGUAUUGGAAGUGUCUAUCAUUAUGUGUUUGUGUAUAAGCAAAUUGGCUCAUUUUCGGUGAAUAAUAAUAAAUGUUAUUUCUGUCUU